AUGGACUCGGAUCACCAUCUGCCAUCCCACACUGCGGGGACGGAGGACGGCAUCCCGCGACAGGCAGGCAUGCUGCCACGACGGAAACAUGCUGCCUUUGCCCUGCGUGCAGCUGACUGGAAUGAUUCCACCUCGGCGUGUGAAACGCUUCUGGCCACUGUGAUCACAUGGUUGGAGAUGCACCGAGGCACCAUACGAGCGGCAAGGCGCAACAUCCCGUGCGGCAGCCGUGACAGCUCCACAGGAAUGUGGACGGACGGAAUGGAGCAUGCCGAGUCCACUGCAGCGGCAGCAUGCAACGCGCACACUGCCUCACCAGGAGGCAGCCUUCCCGAGCUGAAGUUGCCCGCAAACGGGAGGACCGCAAUCAUGCCCUCCGCGGUGGUUUCUCCAUGCUGCUGGAGGUCCGUGCAAAGCAGCUUGGUGCCCUCUCGAGCCCAGGCCUGUGAUACCCCGAGGCAUGGCGGCACCACGUCCCCGCUCUCUGGGAUCGGCUUUGCCGUGGUACUCUUGGGCCUGUGCCUGUGCUCUGCCUCUGCAGCAGGCAACCCGCUCGUCCGUCACACUGUCCGCGUCUCACGUGCUGCGAUCCCCACAGCUGCCUGCACAGUUUGUGCUCGCGUGCCCCCUGGUGACUGGAAUAUGGAUUGGCCCUUCACGCCGUGUGCGCCUGACCCAGCCAUCCGCGACUGUUUGCCUGGCAUUGCCCCUGGCCCCGGCGGCGUAUUGAGUGUGUUUCUGCGCCGUCUUGUGCCCGCUGCCCGCUGCUCGCACAGAACGAUGAUCAACACCUCCCUCGCCGACGGCAGCCUGCGAAGUCCUUGGGAAAUGGGGACACCACUCCCAUCCGCAGACACGGAGGGAACACACGCCGCACCGAGAGAGUCAUCGGCCACUCCCGCUGCUCUCUGUCCUGCUAGGUGUGAGCGAAGGACUGGUCCACUGCCGCCUGUCAGCACUGCUGGCACACCACCGACGUCAGCCUGGAUCCACGCCACGACGCACGGCCUCGGAGUUGGUGACGCCUGUGAGUGA
This is a messenger RNA of Trypanosoma cruzi, 1035 nucleotides long. RefSeq lists its product as uncharacterized. Lineage: Eukaryota; Euglenozoa; Kinetoplastea; Trypanosomatida; Trypanosomatidae. The coding region runs from base 1 to 1035 and encodes 344 amino acids. The transcript has a single exon. The record is from RefSeq and is a predicted model, not a curated record.